Messenger RNA from Scylla paramamosain (green mud crab), 3112 nucleotides. It is a transcript of the gene Adss, whose product is annotated as adenylosuccinate synthetase isozyme 1 B-like. Gene Ontology annotation, biological process: IMP metabolic process; 'de novo' AMP biosynthetic process. The record is from RefSeq and is a predicted model, not a curated record. Bases 72 to 1424 code for a protein of 450 amino acids. Gene Ontology annotation, cellular component: cytoplasm. Lineage: Eukaryota; Metazoa; Arthropoda; Malacostraca; Decapoda; Portunidae. The transcript has 11 exons. Gene Ontology annotation, molecular function: adenylosuccinate synthase activity; GTP binding.
GAUAGAGCGGCCAGGCGCCAGGUAUUGCAGACCCAGCUGUGCGUGGCUCUGAGCCAAGAGAGGCGGUGACCAUGUCGGAGCAGAACGGGGUGCAGCAUUGCUCGCCGAGGAAACGGCUCAAAAAUGAUAUCAGAAACAAAGUGACAGUGGUGCUAGGGGCGCAGUGGGGCGAUGAAGGCAAAGGGAAGGUGGUGGACAUGCUUGCAGGCUCCUCGGAUGUGGUGUGCAGGUGCCAGGGAGGGAACAAUGCUGGACACACUGUUGUUGUUGAUGAAGCUGAAUAUGACUUUCACAUCCUUCCUUCAGGGAUCAUCAAUUCCUCAGCUGUAUCUGUAAUUGGAAAUGGUGUAAUUGUUCAUCUUGGGCAAAUGUUUGAAGAGAUUCAUAAAAAUGAAGCUAAGGGUCUGAAGGACUGGUCAGAGAGACUUAUCAUUUCUGAUAGGUCUCAUAUUGUUUUUGACUUCCAUCAGAGUGUUGAUGGACUCCAGGAGCAAGAACGCUCCAAAGACAGUUCUGGCACGAAGACUUUGGGCACCACCAAGAAGGGCAUUGGACCUUGCUAUUCUAGUAAGGCAGGAAGACAUGGACUUCGAAUGGCUGAUCUUUUGGGAGACUUUAAUGUGUUUGAACAACGAUUCAGAAACCUUGUUGAUGCACACAAAAGAAUGUUUCCUGAACUGAAGGUUGACAUUGAAGAAGAGGUUGCCAAGUAUAGAGUGUAUGCUGAUCGAGUACGACCUUUAGUGGCAAACACUGUGGCCUACAUUCAUAAAUGCCUUCAAGAUAACAAGAAAGUGCUUGUAGAGGGAGCCAAUGCUGCCAUGCUUGACAUUGAUUUUGGUACUUAUCCAUAUGUGACAUCAAGUAACUGCAGUAUUGGUGGUGUGUGUACUGGCCUUGGUAUUCCUCCCCGUUAUAUUGGGGAAGUAUAUGGUGUGGUAAAGGCAUACACAACCAGAGUAGGUGUGGGUGCAUUCCCUACUGAGCUGAAUGAUGAUACUGGGAAGUUGCUUCAGUCUCUUGGGGCAGAGUUUGGAGUGACCACAGGGAGACCAAGGAGAUGUGGCUGGCUAGAUGUUGUACUGCUGCGUCACACCAACAUGGUUAAUGGAUACACUGCCAUUGCUCUCACCAAGCUGGACAUAUUGGAUGAAUUGCCUGAAAUCAAGAUUGGUGUUGGGUAUUGGAAAAAGAAUGGAGAAAAGAUUGAACAUUUUCCUGCAAACAUGGAUGAGUUGGCAGACAUAAAUGUUGAGUUCAUUACAAUGCCAGGCUGGCAGCAAGAUACCUCUCAGUGUCGCACUUAUCAAGACUUACCAGUAAAUGCGCGCAACUAUGUAGAGAAAAUUGAAGAACUCGUAGAUGUACCAGUUAAAUGGAUUGGUGUUGGCAAGUCGAGAGCCUCCAUGAUCACAGUGUUCUAGAAGGGCAGCACUAUCUUCCAUCAACACUGUGGCAUGUCUCAGUUCACCAGAACAGUCCUCCUCCCGUCCAUUGUAAGACAGUGUGGUGUUUGACACAUAAAAAAAAAUGUACUUGGAAUAUGUUGUGUUGGAUAGUUUUAAGCAGCUAUUUUGCUAGUUAAUUUCUCAGUUUAGGACAAAUUUUGAAUAUUGAGUUCAUUCAGAUGCAUUUAUCCAUAUUUUACUGUCUAAGAUAGACUUGUAAUAUAUUGUUUUAUAAUAGUUAAGAUGAAGCAUAUGGGUUUCCCUUCCUAAUUGUUGGGGAGGCCUUUAUCCUGCAGUGGACUCAUACAGGUUGACGAAAUUCUUAUACAGUAAACCCUUGUUAUACCGAUAUUGUUAUAACAGAUUUUGCAUUUAUUGGACGUGUGGCCUGCGGACCAUCCAUCUGAUUUAUUGGACGGAGGUCGGUAAAUAAGGCAGAACAUCCGGCCAACAGCGGCGGUGGUGCCGAGGGAGUGAGUGAGGGUGGAGGUGGUGAUGAGUGCACACUGCACUCACACACUUCAUCUGCCUCAGUCUCAAGGUGACCAGAGCUAGGGAUUUUUCCCAAGACCUUGGGAUUUCACACUUCAUCCUAGGAUCCUGGAGUUUUUUUUUGCAGAAAUGCCUCAAAUCUUGGGAUAUUUCAUGUUUUUAAUAUUAUAUUCAAGAGUUGAGCUAGAUACGCAUUUAUGAAACAACAAUAUUUUUUUCUAAUGGUGGUAUUAAUUUCUUGGGAAAGACCUUCAAAUUGCAAUAACAAAUUAAGUAUUAGGCCACCAGGUCAUUAUGCUUUGGUUGGUUGAUGAUGGAGUUAUGGUCCUUAUGGAGUACGGGUAGUAGGGUAACACUGACAGUAGAGGAACUGCAGGAAGGGAGGAGGAGUGAGUCAGCGGAUGUUGCUUUGUAGAUGAAACAGACAAUGUAAGUACCAUGUUAUCAAUGGCAACCCUCAACAUCACUCAUCAAAGACAUGAAAAGUAGUCAGUGCUACCUAAGGUGUGGUGAGCGAGAAUGGGAAGGCAAAGAGGAGAGGGUGGCAAUACUGCAUCCAGCUGUGAAGGAUGCCAUUGAGGGAGAAGAAGGCAAAAUCCUUAGCAGUGUAUAUCUGCAGUAAUAGUGAAAGGUGAGAUUCCAUCUUAUUUCAAACAAAUUUCUGUUGAUUAUUUAUUGUUUCUCAGUCUUGGGAAUUUCUGGUCAAUCUUGGAUUUUUAUUUUGAGUCAAUCUUGGGAAAUUUGAAAACUACUGGUCACCCUGCAGUCAGUCUUGCAGCAGCAGUUGUUGUUAGAGGUUGUAGCAUUCCUGACCACUCGCCCCCUUCACCACUUUUAUCAGAUCUUCACCUUUAUUGUCGGUGGCUUCCAUCCAAUUAGUCCAAUAUAACGAGGGUUUACUGUAUAAUAUAAAAGACAGACACAUCAUUUAUUUUUCUGCAGAUGGUCCCUUCAACAUGUAACAGUAUUCAUGAAGGACAGUAAUAUUGUGUUAAGUAAACUACUGCUCUAGUUUUGCUUGUGCUAAAGAUUUGGGUAUUGGUAAUAUUAAACUUUGCCUUAUAUAGAAGAUAGUUUUCAGGUUUUGUUUUAUUAUUUUAGAAUUAUUGAAUAUAUGUAGCAUUAUGGUAUCAAUGUACUUGGUUACAUAUAAAGUGACUGGUGUAAGAGAA